AUUGGAUCUGAUUCUUCUUCAAACACAUACUUUUACCUUAUUGUAUUGUCCAUGUAUACACUUCCAGACAUCAAAGAGGUGACAAACCUAUCACACGAAAAACAGAGUCAGCUUUUGGACAACUUGUUCGAACCCUGUCCCACGCUAACAGCUAUUUUAUUGCAGACGGUGCUUGCGACCUCAACUCCAUUUUCUUCCUACAAGCAGCUCAUUGAAACUAGCAGGACACAGCUCUUGGAGUACUUACGGUCUUCUGAACAGGAAUCCGAAAAAACGGGAGAAAUAAGACCCGAAAUAGCCAAAAUCAUAUCUGCCCAUCCUCGCCUUGGAGGUGCUAAAAAGAGCAAAAAAUCGUUACAGGGAAGCCAGGAGGAGACAGAGAUGCUUGCAAAAUUGAACGCACAAUACGAGGAAGCGUUUCCAGGGCUUCGGUAUGUUGUUUUUGUGAAUGGUAGAUCAAGGCAAGUGAUCAUGGACAAUAUGAGACAGAGAAUUGCUCGUGGCGACAUUCGAACAGAGAGAAGAGAGGCAUUCGAUGCCAUGUGCGACAUUGCCUUGGAUCGGGCGCUGAAGUUGGGUGCUAAGUUAUAGAUAGAUAUCAGUUAAUACAUAUGAAGA
Messenger RNA from Yamadazyma tenuis ATCC 10573, 618 nucleotides. NCBI's taxonomy places the organism in Eukaryota, Fungi, Ascomycota, Pichiomycetes, Serinales, Debaryomycetaceae. The record is from RefSeq and is a predicted model, not a curated record.